Messenger RNA from Limulus polyphemus (Atlantic horseshoe crab), 1290 nucleotides. RefSeq names its product zinc finger protein 501-like. Lineage: Eukaryota; Metazoa; Arthropoda; Merostomata; Xiphosura; Limulidae. The record is from RefSeq and is a predicted model, not a curated record. Gene Ontology annotation, molecular function: RNA polymerase II cis-regulatory region sequence-specific DNA binding; DNA-binding transcription factor activity. Gene Ontology annotation, biological process: regulation of transcription by RNA polymerase II. The transcript has 6 exons. The annotation marks the transcript as partial.
AUGCUCGAACAAGGUGUAAUAGAGGAUAGUAGUAGUCCGUAUGCAUCUCCAGUUGUAUUAGUUUCUAAAAAUGAUGGAAAAUUAAGGUUCCAUGUGGAUUUUCGGAAAGUGAAUGGAGUAACAAUUAAAGACAUUUAUCCAUUACCUAAUAUCCAAGAAACCUUAGAUAAGUUAGAAUUCUUGGGUCAUUUGGUGACUGCCGAUGGUGUAAAGCCUGACCCUAAAAAGUUAGAAGUCGGUAAAAGUUAUCCAGUACCUAAAACAGUGAAAGAUUUGACAUUAAAGAGUACUUCUGAUACGAAGACCUGCUGUGGGAGUCAGUGUCCUGGUAAUCAUGUUAUAAAACAAGAAGACUACUUUAUAGAAGAUAUUACUUCCCCAAAACCAAAUAGUGGUAUAUGUGGAGAAACAACUUUAAAUGGAAAUAACCUAAACAAAUUUAAUAUACCUCAGUGUAAUGGUAAAAUAUACAGUUGUGUAAUCAAUGGAAAAGAAUUUGGAACAGUGGAUAACCUAACACAAGAAAAGAGGAUUCAAUCUGGAGAGAAACCAUAUCAUUGUGCAGUUUAUGGAAAACAUUUGGAGAGACAUAGUCCCUUAGAGGAACAUGAAAGAAAUCACCCUGGGGAGAAAUCUUACAGUUGUGGAGUUUGUAGAAAACAGUUUCGAUCAAGCAGUAACUUAAAAUCACAUCAAAGGAUACACACUGGGGAGAAACCUUACACUUGUACAGUGUGUGGAAAACACUUUGGUACAAAGGGUGCCUUAAAAUCACAUCAAGGAAUACACACGGGUGAAAAACCUUACAGUUGUACAGUUUGUGGAAAACAGUUUAGAAGAAACGGUGAUUUAAAAGAACAUCAAAGAAUACACACAGGGGAGAAACCAUACAGUUGUUUAGUGUGUGGAAAACACUUUGGUACAAAGAGUAUCUUAAAAUCACAUCAAGGAAUACACACGGGUGAAAAACCUUACAGUUGUACAGUUUGUGGAAAACAAUUUAGAACAAACAGUGAGUUAAAAGAACAUCAAAGAAUACACACUGGUGAGAAACCUUACAGUUGUGCAGUAUGUGGUAAACAUUUUUCAGGAAGUACCAUCUUAAAAAAUCAUCAAAGAAUACAUACUGGGGAGAAACCUUAUAGUUGUGCAGUGUGUGAAAAACAUUUUAUGUCAAAGGAUGCAUUAAGAAAUCAUCUAAGAACACACUCUGGGGAGAAACCUUACAGUUGUACAAUUUGUAAAAAACAGUUUGUAUCAAACUCUGCCUUGAAAAAUCAUAAAACAAAC